This is a messenger RNA of Mugil cephalus (flathead mullet), 2450 nucleotides long. RefSeq names its product interleukin-21 receptor. The record is from RefSeq and is a predicted model, not a curated record. Bases 82 to 1479 code for a protein of 465 amino acids. The transcript is spliced from 8 exons. Gene Ontology annotation, molecular function: protein binding; cytokine receptor activity. Gene Ontology annotation, biological process: cytokine-mediated signaling pathway; immunoglobulin mediated immune response. Gene Ontology annotation, cellular component: external side of plasma membrane; membrane. NCBI's taxonomy places the organism in Eukaryota, Metazoa, Chordata, Actinopteri, Mugiliformes, Mugilidae.
AAAAAGGAGCUCAAGGAGAGUUUUUGAAGGCGGCACAUCUGGGUCUCGGGGCUGAGGUGAAGUCUCGGCUCGGCUGAUGCGAUGGAUCGGUGUCCUCCGCCGAGGCUGAAGCUGAUGCUGACGGUCGCGCUCCUGCUCGGGUCCGCCAACACCGCCUGGCUGCACGGAAACCCACUCACAGGGGUGGCCGCCCAUCUCCACUGUGUGAACGAUUACCUGCAGAUCAUCAACUGCACCCUGAGCAUCCCACCACCAGACAACGCUUCAGACAGCAACAGCUCCUACUGGCUCACUUUCACAGAGAAGUCUUAUCAAGAACUGGAUGUGUGUUCACUGACCAACACGGACGGGAUUUACUUCUGCUCCUGCAAUAAAUCCCAGUCCGUGCCCGACGACAGCGUCUUCACUGACCUGGACGUCUACGAGAUCUCCCUUUGUCACGAGCAAAAGGACGGGACCGAUGUCUGCGAGAUGCUGAACGAUGCAUAUUUGCCCAGCAAAAACAUUAAGCCAAACCCGCCGUGCUGCCUCACGGUCCUCCACAACUCAAGCCAGCACCACUUCACUUGGAAAAGCACCUACGAGGAAUACAGCUCUCUCACCAGUCUGCCCGACAGCCUCCAGUACCAGCUGUAUUACUGCGAGAGAGGAGGCAAACACAAGGGGACUGAAAUUAACACGGAGAGCAAGAGCUAUUCUGUGGAUGAUGACCAUCUCAUGCCGGGCACUGAGUACGUUGCCCGUGUUCGCUCCAGUCCCACUCAGGGGACUUUCAAGGGGGAGUGGAGCGACUGGUCCUCCGAGGUCCACUGGAGGACCGGGCCAGCCGUGGCAGCUUCUACGAAAUACACUGUACCUGAUCCGGUUUCCAAGCUCGGUAUGGUGCUCAUCUUCACGUGUGUGAUAGUGUCAUCAGCGCUACUUGUUUGCUACGUCCAUGUUAAAAAGUGGCGGGAAAGUGUCUUCAUCCCAACUCCUGCUCCCUACUUCCAGACACUUUACAGUGACUGCCAGGGAGAUUUCAAGAGCUGGGUGGUCGCGCGAGAACAAGCGGCAGAAGACAUGCUGAAAGCGGAGGAAACGCUCCAAGUCGACGCCCUGAUGAAGUGCGUGGACGUCCAGGAGGAAGGCCGUCCGCUCCAGUUCCCCCACCAGCCGAUGGAGGGCAGCGGCUACACCAACUUGACCUCCCUGGCGCGCGACAACGCCCUCCUGGGCUUCCCCUACGCCGUGAGCACCAUGGCUCCGCUGUCGGCUCAAGAGAGGCUGCUGAAGAGCCUGAGCCUCGAGUUCGGGAGCUGCGACGGAGACUCCGGGUGUUGGCUCAGCAGUGACACGUUCAUGGAGAGGGACCCUCCCUGGUACUGCAACGAGUACUGCACCCUGAGCGCCUUCCAGCAGUCUGGGUCCACCACGGCACAGCAUCAAGGCAGCUUCCCUACUAAAUCCUUUUCAACGGAGGCCAUCGGAGUGGAGUGAAGCAUAAAAAUGUGUGUUUACAUGUAGCAACCUGGAUAAUGUAACUUCCAAUACCGUAGGGGCCAAAUAUUAAGCUACACAAGAAGAUGCUGCAGCAACAAGUGAAAUACUCAGUUCAAUUACCGCAGUACUUACAUGUGCACCAAUCAGCCACAGCACUGUAACCCGCCUGACUUAAUAUUGUGCAGGUCUCCAGAAAGUUGUGACUCAUCGGGGGAAAAAGUUCCCGAAGAUAGGCCGGGUCAAUACAUUGGGCUAUUCUUCAUGUGUUCAUGUGCUCAUAUCUCAGUUAAAUCCACAUAAACACCAGGACCAAAGGUUCACCAGCCCCACUGAGAUCAGUGGUUUUAAUGUUCUGGCUGAUCCGUGUCGAUUUUGCUAUUAAGGUGUUUGGUCACCGGUUCUUAUCUUUGUAAAUUGUUAUUUUCCCACAUAUUUACACGCUGAAACAUGAACUCCAUAACUUUUUACUUGUGUUAAAUAUCUAAAUUAUGUAACACCUGUACAAACAAAAUGUGCCUCAGACAGACUGGAAUGUAACUGUAUGGAUUAUUUUCUUCAACGUGGACAGGCCAACGAGAGCUCGGUGUAAGUUCUUACUCCUUCAAUAAAAAAGGACAGGAAACCUUUUGUAGAAAGUUUUAUUAUUAAGCCAACACAUACAUGAACAAAGCACCAUAUAACCUUAAAGUCUGAUACAGAAGUAAGCCUACCUGCCUCCGUCACUGUGGCCAUUUUUAUUUAUUCCAUAGCAAACACUCUGAAUAACAAAAAGACAGCCAAGGCAGCAGAUUCUAUCGUAUAUUACAGCAUGCUGAAUAGAAAACCUGGGAAAGAGAAUUAGACAGAGCCAUCUAGAGACACUAGUGAGAUACAACAGUAUAAAAGUGCCAUUCAUUAUACAGCAGUUGAAAUACUGACAAUGAAAUAAGCUAAUUUUACAUUAAAUUUAUGGAAAACAAGAAGAGAAA